Messenger RNA from Manis pentadactyla (Chinese pangolin), 1872 nucleotides. RefSeq names its product olfactory receptor 49. Gene Ontology annotation, cellular component: membrane. The record is from RefSeq and is a predicted model, not a curated record. Bases 61 to 990 code for a protein of 309 amino acids. Gene Ontology annotation, molecular function: G protein-coupled receptor activity; olfactory receptor activity. NCBI's taxonomy places the organism in Eukaryota, Metazoa, Chordata, Mammalia, Pholidota, Manidae. The transcript has a single exon. Gene Ontology annotation, biological process: G protein-coupled receptor signaling pathway.
AUCACGACUCCUGAUGCUCAUGCCUCUGGUUGCCCUUCUCCCACAGAGGUCAGGGGAGACAUGGGGAACCACACCACCGUCACCGAGUUUGUCCUGCUGGGGCUCUCGGAUGCCUGUGAGCUGCAGAUGCUCAUCUUCCUGGGGCUCCUCCUGACCUACCUCCUCACUCUGCUGGGGAAUCUCCUCAUUGUGGUCAUCACCCUUAUGGACAGGCGCCUCCACACCCCCAUGUACUACUUCCUUUGCAACUUUGCUGUCCUGGAGAUCUGGUUCACCUCGGUCAUCUUCCCCAAGAUGCUGACCAACAUCCUGACUGGAUACAAGACCAUCUCCCUAGCAGGCUGUUUCCUACAGAGUUUCCUCUAUUUCUUCCUGGGCACCACGGAGUUCUUCCUACUGGCGGUGAUGUCCUUUGACAGGUAUGUGGCCAUAUGUAAUCCCUUGCGUUAUGCCACCAUCAUGAGUAAAAGGGUCUGCAUCCAGCUAGUUCUUUGUUCAUGGAUGGCGGGAUUCAUUCUCAUCAUAGGUCCAAGUUUAAUCAUAUUUCAGCAGCCAUUCUGUGGCCCCAAUAUCAUUAAUCAUUUCUUCUGUGACAACUUUCCACUCCUCAAACUCAUAUGUGCAGACACAAGUCUGAUAGAGCUUCUGGGUUUUAUUGUGGCCAACUUCAAUUUGCUGGGUACGUUGUGUGUGACGGCCACCUGCUAUGGCCACAUCCUCCACAGCAUCCUGUGUAUCCCCUCAGCCAGAGAGAGGCAGAAGGCCUUCUCGACCUGCUCCUCCCACAUCAUCGUCGUGUCUCUUUUCUAUGGCAGCUGCAUCUUCAUGUAUGUCCGGUCAGGCAAGGACGACCAGGGGAAGGACAGGAAUAAGGUGGUGGCCUUGCUCAACACUGUGGUGACCCCAAUGCUCAAUCCCUUCAUCUACACACUGAGGAACAAACAGGUGAAGAGGGUGUUUAGUGAGAAAAUGAGCAAGCUCCUCUCAUAAAGAUGACCCUAAGAGAGGGGGAAGUGUCUUCUUCCCUGAACCUCUGCAAAUGCAGCUCCUGUCCUGAUCUCCAAGAAUUACCUCCUCCUAGACAGUUUUUUAGCAUGUGCUCUAAUCUACAGUGAUUUCUCAAUGGAUCAUUAUUGGCACCAUUCAUAUGCUGUCUUCUCAGAAAGUACAGAAAAUUCCAUAUGCCACUCCUAUAUCUGGUAUGUCUUAAUGUUUCUUACUCUAGCCUGUGUCUGAGUUUCUUAAUCUUGACUCUUUCAAGUUAUAAUGAUAAACCUAGCAUUACAUCUGCCCUAGAACUUUUCAAAAUUGAUUAAAAAAAUAUCCUCAACAAGAAUAUAUUCAUGAUGGACUUCAGAAAUAUUAUAUGUAGGAAAAAUUAAUGAAGUGGAAUAACCAAGAAAUGUUGAACAAAAACAAAAUAUCAGAUAUUAAAACACUAAGUGAAGAGCUAACAAAUAGAACAAUGGAAAGGAGUAGAUAGUCUGGAAAGAUAAUGCAGUACAUAUAAGGAUCUAAUAGAUAAGUGAAGUAAAUUUUUAAACAGUAAAGAAAAGAAGGUAAAUUCAAUAAAUGAUGCCAAGUCUCUUGGCUAAUUACAGCAGAAGACUACCUUUCAAAGAGACUGGAACGAGUAUUUGGAUGGUUACUGAGGGUAGGGAGGGGGUUAAAGCACAUGCCUUAAAUAUUUAUUUGAAAAGAAAACCUAUAGACAAAUAUUUAUUCACUGAUGUAUUAAAUUCCUUUUCGUUGAGAAUGAAUGUGAUGAUUGUUGUAGUCUUUCUUGUUUAAACCACAAUUGCAAUGUAUCCUCUGUAAUUUUCAGAACUUGUUUCAGCAAUAUAAAAAAUUUAAUAUUUAAAAAACCAUCUG